UUUUUCCUCCCUCUGCAAGGAAGAGAAGCAGCUCAGCCCUGACUUGCCAAAUAUGGGACGUUCCUCCUUGGUUUUGGCUGCGCUCCUUCCUCCGGCUUCUGGAUCCAGGACUGCUCCUUCUUCUCUUGCGCCGCCCAGAAUGCCAGUGGGUGUCUCCACAGGGCCGGGCUCCUAGGAUCCCGGCUCUUUUCUCCUCUGGGCCAGGUCCCGAAGGGAUCUCGGGCUCGGCGGCCCCUGGAUCGGAGUGGAUCCCAACAGAUUCUAGGUUAUGUUAUUUCUUUAUGUGUUGCUGCUUCAGCUCCUGCAAACAUUGCUUGCAUUUCCUCACAAUUCAAGACAGCCCAGGGAACAUGUGAUGCAAGAUGAAGUGUUCAUCUCAGCAGAAAAAGCUAACUUGUUCAUUGGACGGCACCUUCUAAACAACAGAUUUGAUUUUGAACUGUUCACCCCAGGAAAUCUUGAAAGGGAAUGCUAUGAAGAGCAAUGUAAUAUUGAGGAAGCAAGAGAAUUUUUUGAUGAUCCCGAAAAAACGAAACAUUUUUGGAAUGUAUAUACAUCAACGGGCUUUGGGUCAAAAAGAGAUGGGUCAGCAGUAGAGAAGAUGGAUGUGAUAGCACUUUUGACAGGUUUAAUUGCAAUUGGAGUGCUGCUGGUUAUAACUGGCUUACUUAUUUAUUAUCUCUGCCAAAGAAGGUGCAAGCCAAGAUUGACAGGGUACCCAAGCUGCAGGAGGCACCACCACUCCUCCAUCAUCUUUCAAAGACGUGAAGAAGUCCCCUUAUCCUCUCUCCCCCCACAUUCAGAGCACAUAGGACUGCCCUCUUAUGAGCAAGCGGUGGCACUAAGAGGCAAUCAUGACGUCCCACCUCCACCAUAUCCAGGCCCUUCGGGAGGUUUUAAAUUCUUCAAAAAAUCCAUCUCACAUCCUGGUCCUUAAUUAAAAAGCAUGGCUUGUGAA
Messenger RNA from Anolis sagrei ordinatus, 958 nucleotides. RefSeq names its product proline rich and Gla domain 4 (gene PRRG4). Gene Ontology annotation, cellular component: extracellular region; plasma membrane. Lineage: Eukaryota; Metazoa; Chordata; Lepidosauria; Squamata; Anolidae. Gene Ontology annotation, molecular function: calcium ion binding. The record is from RefSeq and is a predicted model, not a curated record.